AUGAAAAGCAGCAGCAGCAGCAGCAGCAGCAAAGAUAAUAUGGGUGAAAGCAUGCAGAAGAACAUUACACCUGCAAAUCAAGGUAAUGAUGCUUGCAGAAAACUGGUGGUAGCUCAAAGCAUUAUUAAGGAGCAAUGAAAUUCUUGUAGACAAUUUCAUUCUGAAAUCAGAACUCUGUAAACACACGUCUCAUCUUAGUACAGUGGAUGAAAUUACUUAGAUGCCAAAUUAAUGCACAGUAAAUCUUCUGAAAAAUAAGGAGUUGACAGCAAAGUGUACAUCAAUUGUCUGAGUCCACCGUUUCUACAAUGGCCCACUACCCGAGGACCCCAGCUGCAGCUGUUUAUUAUUGUUUUUUAUUAUUAUUAUUAUUAUUAUUAUUAUUAUUAUUAUUAUUAAGGCCCUGCCCUUACUUUAUAAAAACAUAGUAAAACACCAAGCAUUAUGAGUCAUGAGGGCCCGGACAGUGUGUGUAUGAAUUUAACGGUGCUUAGCUUCUUUUUUAGAUGCUAUCCUGUUAAUGUUGUUACUAUCAUUUUCUACAUUAUAAAUGCCAUAUUGAUUUGUUGCUCAUAUAAUAUGACUGUAAUUAUGGUGUUUACCUUAUUUUUUAGUCGCUGCGUUGUUAAUAGUGUUUUGUAGAUUGCUAAUUUUUGAUUUAUUUGUGACAUUCUAUUAUGUUAUUGUUAUUUAUUGUUUGUAAGCCACUUUGAGAUUCAUGUCAGUGGAAACCAGCACAGAAAUACAGUAAAUCAAAUCAAGCAUUAGCAAAAUAUGGGGUUAUUAGGUGUUUAGGUAGCAGUUUAGCUUAAGACUAUGACUUAGGGGACUCAUCAACAGCUUGUUAAGUAAUUUGUUCAACAUAUAUGGGGCUAUUUACUAAGUUCUAACAACAGUGAGGCUCAUUAGGCAAGCCUGCUGGGAGUCCCAUGCCUGCAUAAGCUUACACUACUUUACUCUUCCCCAUGAGUUGACAUGUGUUGCAAUAAGCUCAUGAUGAUCAUCAGACAGAUCAAGAGCAGCCUUACAACGAGUCACGCAACAUAGUGUGGUCAACGUGCAGAUCUACCUCUCUUUCCAGUCCACUAAUCCCAAAGAGGCAGCGGAAAUCAUCUAUAAGUGUCUGGAAUCAGUUCUGGAAUAGAUGAGGGAUAAUAAACUGAAACUUAUUCCAACUAAGAAAGAUACGCUGUUAGGAAGCUUGCUGAUCUUAAUGAAGUUUAGUCCUGGGUAGGGUUGUAUUCCCCAUGAAUACAAACUAUCUAUAGUUUUAUCUAUGGAGAGGCAGGAAGCUUUGAAAACUGGAAUGCCUUUUACUAGCUUUGGCUGGUUUGCCAGAUGUGACCCUAUCUACACAAAAUACGCAGCAAAAAUGUACGUAGUAUAAACACUGACAACUGGGAAACACUGGCUUGCGAACACUCUAGUUGAAGAACAGUCUUUACCAAAGGUGUCAUGGGUUUUGAAAACACUCAAACUCAGGACGAAAGGGAGAAAUGUGCUAAGAGGAAGGCAUGCUUGGCAAAUCCACACCGUGAUCAACUCCUGACUGGAAACCCAUGUCUCCACUGUGGAAGGACGUGUGGAUCCAGAAUUGGCCUCCACAGUCACUUAUGGACUCACUUUGAAAACUGUGUUUAUGGAAGACAAUCUUACUUGGCUACGAGUGAUCGAAGAAGAAGAAGAAGAAGAAGAAGAAGAAGAAGAAGAUACACCUGAACUUAAUUACCCUAAUAUUCUGUGAAUGGAGCUGCAUGUGAAAACUGUUCAAAGGUACAGAAUGCAGCUGCCAGAAUUCUUCUGAGGGCAGUCAUUCAGACCAAGUCACACCGUUGCUCUGUCAGUUCUGAACUGGUUGCCUAUACAGUAUUGGGUUAAAAUUGAAGUGCUGGUUUUGACUUCUGAAGUGAUUUGGGAUCAGGUUACUUGAAGGUUUGCCUGACCCAUCU
Messenger RNA from Podarcis lilfordi (Lilford's wall lizard), 1949 nucleotides. Lineage: Eukaryota; Metazoa; Chordata; Lepidosauria; Squamata; Lacertidae. The record is from the annotation of a GenBank genome assembly.